AUGUGGGAAUGUGACACAUGCACCCGUACUUUCAACAGCCUGAAGGCAUCCGAGCAGCAUAUGAACGCCCGUGGUCACUGGGAACAUUACUGUACGCCAUGCCGGCGGAUGUUCGAUAACGGGAACAAUCUCCGCAUGCACCUCAAUUCCCGCACCCAUCGCGGCGCCAAUGUCUCGUGCCCCUUCUGCCAACGAGCCUUCACUUCCGCCAGUGGCGUCUCACAUCACCUCGAAGCCGGCUCUUGCCCAAACGCACGCUGCGUCAACCGUGAGAGUAUCUUCCAUACCCUGCGACAGCGCGAUCGAAACGGCAUCAUUACGAACAACCUCUUGGAAUGGCACGGAGAGACCUGGACUACUGAAAACGCCUGGAACGGCCACGCAUACCAGUGCUACCUUUGCCGCCGCGGAUUCACUGCUACGGGCGACCUCGAUCGUCAUCUGAAGAGCCCUGCGCAUAUGCAAGAGAUAUACCAUUGUCCGAAUAAGGUGCGAUGCGGGUCGCAGUUCAAGACCUUGGCUGGCAUGUUCAAUCACUUGGAGAGUGAGAGUUGCGGAUUCAUCAAGUUCAGUGGCGUGCAGAGCAACUCGAAAGAUGCGACCAAACUGGCUGUUGGAAAUAUUGAACGGGAAGCGGAAAGGGAGGUUAUCCUAUUUCGUCUUAAGACCAAAGGGGAGACUGCAAGAUUGAAGGAUAAUACCAAUGUGAAGGAGAAAGGGAGUGGAUUCAAAGCUGGAUUAUCAACAUGA
Letharia columbiana is the source of this 750-nucleotide messenger RNA. RefSeq lists its product as uncharacterized. The transcript is spliced from 3 exons. Gene Ontology annotation, biological process: regulation of transcription by RNA polymerase II. The coding region runs from base 1 to 750 and encodes 249 amino acids. The record is from RefSeq and is a predicted model, not a curated record. Gene Ontology annotation, molecular function: DNA-binding transcription factor activity, RNA polymerase II-specific; RNA polymerase II transcription regulatory region sequence-specific DNA binding. NCBI's taxonomy places the organism in Eukaryota, Fungi, Ascomycota, Lecanoromycetes, Lecanorales, Parmeliaceae. Gene Ontology annotation, cellular component: nucleus.